AUGAGUGCAGAGGCAUCAUCAUCAUCAUCAUCAUCAUCAAGUGAGAUUAAAUUUCAAAAUUCUUCUUCAAUUCAAACAAAUUCGAUGGCUUCUCCUUCGAAUGUCAAUAUGGGUUUCUCGGAAAGGGCGUUAUCAGCCGCCGGGGCAGUGUUUUUGUCCGCCAUCAUAGUUAACCCCCUCAACGUCGCCAAGGUAAAGAAAGGGUCUGUUCCCCCAUCGUUCACACUUAAAGAUCAAGAUGGUAAAACUAUGAGCCUCUCGAAAUUUAACGGCAAGCCUCUUGUGGUCUAUUUCUACCCUGCUGAUGAAACCCCUGGUUGCACUAAACAGGCAUGUGCAUUCAGAGACUCUUAUGAAAAAUUCAAGAAAGCAGGAGCCCAGGUUAUCAAGAUUAGUGGUGAUGAUGCAGAAUCACACAAGGCAUUUGCAAAGAAAUACAAACUCCCAUUUACCUUGCUGAUUGAUGAGGGUAAUAAAGUCAGAAAAGAAUGGGGAGUCCCUUCUGAUUUUUUUGGAACAGUGUCUGGUAGUCAGAAAAGAAUGGCCAUCUGA
Lactuca saligna is the source of this 552-nucleotide messenger RNA. The record is from the annotation of a GenBank genome assembly. Lineage: Eukaryota; Viridiplantae; Streptophyta; Magnoliopsida; Asterales; Asteraceae.